Molecule: messenger RNA, 399 nt
Organism: Babesia ovata
Lineage: Eukaryota; Apicomplexa; Aconoidasida; Piroplasmida; Babesiidae
Product: UDP pyrophosphate phosphatase, putative
Exons: 1
Coding region: 1-399 (132 amino acids)
Source: RefSeq, a predicted model, not a curated record
AUGCUCCAGACUGGUGACAUGUUCUUUAAGUUGUUCAUUCGCCUGCUUAAUUGCAGCAUUAUUAUCUUCAAUGUCACCGAGUUUCUUGCCAACGUGACCAUUUGUACCGCCGCCGUUUUUCUCGGGAUAGAGAUUCUCAUAUACAUCCGUCGCCUUGUCAAUCGCCCCGGCAAGCACUUUACUGGCCUGCUGAUUCCAGUUGGUCAAUUGGCUGUCAACAUCACUCAGCUUCUCAUGAAGAUCUUUAAUUGCCUUAUUAGCUUCCACAAUCUUCUUAACAUUCCGGCUGAGCUUCUCGUGCACCUGCAACUUGUCGUAGGCCUCCGUGGCCUUCUCAGCGGCACUGUGGCGGAUCUCCUCCGCGGUGGAGAUCCAAUUACUAAGGCUGUCGACUUGUGA